CUCCGCCUGGUUGGAACACAGUUCAUUACUGAAUUACUCCCAUUUAACCACUGCUUUAUAGCAGCCUAUGUGAGGGGAUGAUGAUUUCAUAGGACCAAGUAGGAAGUACAUGUUUACUUGUUUUAUGUAACGAAUGUUCUAUAUAAUCUACUGCUGAUGGAGUGGGGAAUGUUGUAGCCUAUAUUUUCUCCCCCAAAAGGACUUGCAAUUGACACGUGAGUCAUGCGUAAUUCACACCUUUGGCAAUUCCCCUGUCAACAUAUCCAUACUGUCGUUCUAAAACAAAUUGACCAUACCUUAUACAUACAUUGAAGUAUUAAUCUUGCCAAUAAAUAGUCUCUUGCGAAAUCGUCUAAUUUUGCUACCGCUGUGUAUGACUCGUUCAAAUGAAGCGGUUUAUUUUGGAGAACGGUGCUUCGAUGUCUCCAAAAGGUGGCACUGUUGAGUUUUAGAACGGCAGAGGUAGGUCCGCUCUCUCCACAAUCCUUUGUAAUUUUCUUUCAUAAAACUUCAUCACAGAAUUAUAUUUAUUCCUGUAUUCUGUCACAUUUAAAUACUGUAUGAACCAACGCUGUUGUUCAUGUAACUAAGAUGAUUGUAAAGUAUGCUUAUGCACUUUGGUUAGGCUACUGGUAGAUUUGACCACUUCGAAUUUCAAGUAACACAAACUGUGAAAACGUGUGCACAGCCAUUCCCCCAAUAUUUGCAUAUCAUAAAUCAUGAAUACUAUAUUUUGACACUUUUGAAACUAAUAUAAAUCAAUGCACCAUACAAAAGCGGUAUUACGCAUUUCUUUUACGAUAACAACUAGUAAUAUAUAUUAUUGCAUCAAUAACUUGAUAAAUUGCAUAUAAUAUUUUACAUUUGGAUAUUAAAAUGUUACCAGUACCACUUGAAACAACACUAAAUCGAACCAUAAUGUGCACACAGCCUACUGUCCUUUCCCCACCAUGGUCGCAGUGAGAGAAUGUAAUGAUUAUUUUUUUUAUCCAAAUGGUAGAAUAAAUGUCCAUUAAAAUAAUAUAUCUAUAAUGGAGAGGCGAAAGAGUUAAGAGGUUGAGUUCCAGCUGACAGUCAGCUGAUAGCCUUUGACAGUUGAGAAAAGUUUUGUUUCUGUCCUAAUAUGUUAAUUAGCCUAUAGAUUGUGCGAGCCCAUUGGCUCUUCGUCCGAGUCAAUUUCCCAUUUCCAACCUGACGUCAGGGCGGCUAUAAAACUCUGCAAUGCUUUUAAACUCAUCUGCUGUGUGAUCCUUCUAAAAAAUCGCCUACAAGUCAGAGGCAUUUUACGUGCGAGGCUACAUUUACCCCUCUCCUUCGACAUUUCACCCUCUCCGCUUUACGCAAUGUAGGCCUAUGCAUGAAGAAACAGUAAAGUGUUAAAUGUUAAAAAUACAAAUUCGCCGAAUUUCUCAUGCUGAAAGAGGACUCCGCAACUCGCGUGCACCGCUCUGGUGCGUCUGUGCAAUAGACUCUGCAAAGGAAAACUAUUCAUUUACAGUUGGGAACUCGUCGCUGCAAAAAGGACAUUGAAAACCUAUUUUUUUCACUUUAAGACAAAUACGCUUAAAAAUCAAACUGGCUCACGUUCUUCCAACCCAACCCAGUUUGACAGCUGCUCUUCACCCCCUUUGGAGGACUGUCGGCAGCAAGAGGAUGGCAUCAGAACUGGCAAUGAGCAACUCCGACCUGCCCACCAGUCCCCUGGCCAUGGAAUAUGUUAAUGACUUCGAUCUGAUGAAGUUUGAAGUGAAAAAGGAGCCGGUGGAGCCCGAUCGCAACAUCAGCCAGUGCAGCCGCCUUAUCGCCGGGGGAUCCUUGUCUUCCACCCCGAUGAGCACGCCUUGCAGCUCGGUGCCCCCUUCUCCAAGCUUCUCGUCGCCCAGUCCGGGGUCGGGGAGCGAACAGAAGGCACACUUGGAGGAUUUCUACUGGAUGUCCGGUUAUCAACAGCAGUUGAAUCCGGAGGCGCUGGGCUUCAGCCCCGAAGACGCAGUUGAGGCGCUGAUCAACAGCAGUCACCAGCUCCAGUCCUUCGAUGGCUAUGCUAGAGGGCAGCAGUUUGCCGGCGGAGCCGGAGGCGGAGGCACCAUGGCCGGGGAAGAGAUGGGCUCUGCCGCCGCGGUGGUGUCCGCAGUUAUCGCCGCCGCAGCAGCCCAGAACGGGGGUCCCCACCACCACCACCAUCACCACCACAACGGUGGCCACCAUCACCAAUCACCCGGGGUCUCGUCCAACUGCAGCUCCGGAGGAAACCACCCACACAUGGGACAUUUAGACGACCGGUUUUCGGACGACCAGCUGGUGAGCAUGUCGGUGCGGGAGCUCAACCGGCAGCUACGAGGAGUCAGCAAGGAAGAAGUGAUCCGGCUGAAACAGAAGAGGAGGACCCUAAAGAACAGAGGCUAUGCGCAGUCCUGCCGCUACAAGCGGGUCCAGCAGCGGCACGUCCUGGAGGGCGAGAAGACGCAGCUCGUCCAGCAAGUCGACCACCUCAAGGCGGAGAUCUCCAGGCUGGCCCGGGAGAGGGACGCAUACAAAGAAAAAUACGAGAAGCUCAUCAGCAACGGCUUCAGAGAAAAUGGAUCCAGCAGUGACAACAACCCUUCCUCUCCGGAGUUUUUCAUGUCGUCCAGAAAAUUCCUCCAUCUGUGAUCGAGAGCCUCGCCCCUCCAUGCCCUUGGCCUUGAAGUCUGAGGUAA
Messenger RNA from Coregonus clupeaformis (lake whitefish), 2699 nucleotides. RefSeq names its product transcription factor Maf-like. Gene Ontology annotation, cellular component: nucleus. Lineage: Eukaryota; Metazoa; Chordata; Actinopteri; Salmoniformes; Salmonidae. The transcript has 2 exons. Gene Ontology annotation, biological process: regulation of transcription by RNA polymerase II. Bases 1654 to 2652 code for a protein of 332 amino acids. The record is from RefSeq and is a predicted model, not a curated record. Gene Ontology annotation, molecular function: DNA-binding transcription factor activity, RNA polymerase II-specific; RNA polymerase II cis-regulatory region sequence-specific DNA binding.